Messenger RNA from Hemicordylus capensis (graceful crag lizard), 4477 nucleotides. It is a transcript of the gene ADGRA3, whose product is annotated as adhesion G protein-coupled receptor A3. NCBI's taxonomy places the organism in Eukaryota, Metazoa, Chordata, Lepidosauria, Squamata, Cordylidae. The transcript has 19 exons. Gene Ontology annotation, cellular component: external side of plasma membrane; plasma membrane. Gene Ontology annotation, molecular function: protein binding; G protein-coupled receptor activity. The record is from RefSeq and is a predicted model, not a curated record. Gene Ontology annotation, biological process: G protein-coupled receptor signaling pathway; cell surface receptor signaling pathway. The coding region runs from base 153 to 4103 and encodes 1316 amino acids.
CCCUUCAUGGCGGCCACCUCUUUCUCGCUAGUGCUGACUCCGUCCACCAUCCGCCCGGCGGCAGCAGCGCUCGCCGUCGCGUUACGACCCCCUCACUGAGGGGAGGAAGACGAAGAGGAGCCGUCGAAGUCCUCCUCCUCUCCGAGCCAGCCAUGGCGACCCCAUGCCGGACCCCUCCGCCUCGGCUGCUGCUGCUGCUCCUGGCGCUGAUGGACGGAGGCGGCUCCUCGGGGCUGCCCGCCGGCUGCAAGCAGGACGGAGGAGGCGGAGGCGGCGGUGGUCGCCCCAGGAGCAGCAAAUCCUCGCCGAUCGAAGGCGGAGGGAAGGUGGUCUGCAGCAGUCUGGAGCUGGCCCACGUCUUGCCACCCGAUGCGCUGCCCAACAGGACGGUCACUCUGAUUCUGAGCAACAAUAAGAUAUCAGAACUGAAGAAUGGUUCCUUUGCUGGAUUAAGCCUUCUUGAACGACUGGACCUUAAGAACAAUCUCAUUAGUGCUAUAGAUCCAGGAGCUUUUGGAGGACUUUCAUCUCUAAAAAGACUAGACUUAACAAACAAUCGAAUAGGAUGCCUGAAUGCGGAUAUAUUUAAAGGACUUGUAAAUCUUGUUAAAUUAAAUCUUUCAGGAAACUUGUUUUCCUCGCUUACACAAGGAACAUUUGAUCAUCUUACUUCGCUGAAGUCCUUAGAAUUUCAGACUGAUUAUUUCCUCUGUGACUGUAAUAUGCUGUGGAUGCAGCAAUGGUUGCAGGAAAGAAAUAUCACUGUUCGGGAAACCAGAUGUACUUACCCCAAAUCAUUGCAGGCUCAACCAAUUCUGAGUGUUAAGCAGGAGCUUUUAACAUGUGAUCCACCUCUGGAAUUGCCAUCUUUCUCCAUGACUCCCUCUCAUCGUCAGGUUGUGUUUGAAGGAGACAGUCUGCCUUUCCAGUGCAUGGCUUCGUAUAUUGAUCAGGACAUGCAGGUUCUGUGGUAUCAGGAUGGCAAGAUCGUUGAAACUGAUGAAUCCCAGGGCAUUUUUGUUGAAAAAAAUAUGAUAUAUAACUGUUCACUGAUUGCAAGUGCCCUGACCAUCUCAAAUAUUCAAGCUGGAUCUACUGGAAACUGGGGGUGCCAUGUGCAGACCAGACGUGGGAAUAAUUCCAGGACUGUUGACAUUGUGGUACUGGACAGCUCUGCACAGUACUGCCUCCCGGAAAGGGUUGUCAACAAUAAAGGCGACUUCAGGUGGCCUCGAACGUUGGCAGGCAUUACUGCAUACCUGCUGUGCACCCGUUACUCGGCUGGCAGCGGAAUAUAUACUGGCAACUCUCCGGAUGAGAAGAGAGCUUGGCGCAGAUGUGACAGGGGAGGAUUCUGGGCUGAAGAGGAUUACUCUCGGUGCCAAUAUGCAAACGAUGCCACUAGAGUCCUGUAUAUGUUCAAUCAGAUGCCCCUGAACCUUACUAAUGCUGUAGCGACAGCCCGGCAACUAUUAGCUUACACCGUUGAAGCCGCAAACUUUUCUGACAAGAUGGAUGUUAUUUUUGUCGCUGAAAUGAUAGAAAAAUUUGGAAGAUUUGCUGAGAAGUACAAAGAGCUUGGUGAUGUGAUGGUUGAUAUUGCAAGUAACAUAAUGCUAGCUGAGGAACGCAUCUUGUCGAUGGCACAGAGAGAAGCGAGAGCUUGUACUAGAAUUGUACAGUGCUUACAGAGGAUUGCUACAUACCGACUAGCUAACGGAGCUCAGGUUUACUCAACGUAUUCUCCAAACAUUGCUGUGGAAGCAUACGUAAUAAAGGCUUCGGCCUUCACUGGGAUGACCUGCACCGUAUUCCAGAAGGUGGCUGCAACAGACCGCACAGGACUUCCUGACUUUGGGCGAAGAGAUCUGGAUGGAAACCUUGAUAAGCAACUGGGCUUCAAGUGCAAUGUUUCAAACACAUUGUCAAGCCUUGCACUUAAGAACACGAUUGUUGAGGCCUCUAUACAACUGCCACCUGCCCUUUUUUCACAAAAGCACAAAAGAGAAAUCAGACCAGCAGAUGAUACCAUUUACAAACUUCAACUUAUUGCAUUCCGCAAUGGGAAACUCUUUCCAGCAACAGGAAAUUCAACAACUUUAGCUGAUGAUAGGAAACGCCGCACUGUUGUCACACCAGUUAUCCUCACAAAAAUAGAUGGCUUAAGUCUGCCCCAUCAACAGAUUCCUAUCAAUGUGACACUGCGGCGCAUUGCGCAUGGAGCAGAUGCUGUCGCAGCACAGUGGGACUUUGAUUUGCUGAAUGGACAAGGAGGAUGGAAAUCGGAUGGAUGCCACAUUCUUUCUUCAGAUGAAAACGUCACUACUAUACAGUGCUACUCACUCAGUAACUAUGCAGUCUUAAUGGAUUUGACAGGAACAGAGUUAUAUACUCAGUCAACCGACCUUCUGCAUCCAGUUGUCUAUGCCUCUGCUGUGAUUCUCUUGAUGUGCCUUUUGAUAAUCAAAGUUAGCUAUAUAUACCACCAUAGUGUCAUCAGGAUCAGCCUUAAGAGUUGGCAUAUGUUAGUUAACCUCAGCUUUCAUAUUUUCCUGACAUGUGUGAUGUUUGUUGGAGGCAUAACUCAAAGCAAGAAUGCUAGCAUCUGCCAAGCAGUUGGGAUAAUUCUGCACUACUCUACACUCGCCACAUUACUGUGGAUGGGAGUCACUUCUAGGAACAUCUACAAGCAAGUCACUAGGAAGGUGAAGCGAUGUCAAGAUCCUGAUGAACCACCACCACCUCCUAGGCCAAUGCUUAGGUUCUACCUAAUUGGUGGAGGGAUUCCUGUCAUAGUUUGUGGGAUAACAGCUGCUGCAAAUAUAAGGAAUUACGGAAGCAGGCCUCAUGCACCAUAUUGCUGGAUGGCAUGGGAACCAAGCUUGGGAGCUUUCUAUGGACCUGCUAGCUUCAUUAUUUUUGUGAACUGCAUGUAUUUUCUCAGCAUAUUUAUACAGUUGAAACGGCACCCAGAGCGCAAAUUUGAGCUUAAAGAACCAGCUGAGGAACAGCAGCGAUUAGCGACCAAUGAACAUGGUGACCCGAACCAUCAAGAUUCAAUGUCUGUGUCGCUGGUCUCCACGUCAGCACUGGAGAACGAGCACAGUUUCCAAGCUCAGCUUCUGGGCGUGAGCCUCACUUUGUUUCUGUAUGUGGCUCUGUGGAUGGUUGGGGCCUUGGCUGUUUCUUUAUAUUACCCCUUGGAUUUGGUGUUUAGCUGCUUUUUUGGAGUCAUGUGUUUAAGCCUAAGUGGCUUUCUAAUAAUACAUCAUUGCGUUAACAGAGAAGAUGUCAGGCAUGCGUGGAUAACAACCUGCUGUCCUGGAAGGAGCACCUACUCGGUACAAGUCAACAUACAGCCCUCCUCCAAUACAAGUGGGGCAAAUGGAGAGCCUGCCAAGUGCACCAAUAGUAGUGCAGAGUCGUCCUGCACGAAUAAAAGCACAUCGAGCUUAAAAAAUUCUUCUCAAGGUUGCAAAUUAACCAACAUCCAGGCUGCAGCAGCUCAGUGUCCUCCAGGCUCCUUGGCACUGAACACAAACCCUCCGCUUGAUAACAGUCUUACUGAGCACUCAGUAGACAAUGAGAUCAAAAUGCACGUGGCCCCCUUAGAGGUACCUUUACGGACAAACGGGCACCCAGGCCGUCAUCACAAAAACAGAAGUAAAGGCCACCGUGCCAGCAGGCUGACAGUCCUAAGAGAGUAUGCUUAUGACGUUCCCACCAGUGUCGAUGGGAGCAUUCAAAACGGCCUACCUAAAACCCGCCAAAGUAGCAACGAAGGGCAUUCGAGAAGCCGAAGAGCUUAUCUGGCAUACAGGGAACGGCAGUAUAACCAGUCUCAACAAGACAGCAGUGACGCCUGCAGCACUCUCCAUAAAGGACGCAGGAAUACUGAAAAGACAGUGCCAGCCAACUUCAAAAGGGAGGUCCUGAGGAAACCAAUAGCAGCUGAGCUCGAAGGGCAGCAAAAGUCCUACGGCUUAAAUUUGGCAGUCCAGAAUGGGCCACUGAAAAGCAGUGCCCAGGAUGGGACGUUGCUGAGCACUGACAGCACUGGGAAUAUCAGGACUGGCUUAUGGAAACACGAAACUACUGUGUAGUGCUACUGGACAGCGUCCUUGAUGGGAUUUACAAGGAAUGUUGCUUUUAUGCGAUGAAUAUGUUUCCACCGUUUACAAACAUGGGUACUUUCGAGUGGGGAGGAUAUGGGGUUAGGGAAGAUCUACCAUGUGAAAAUGUUUUAUACUUUUUUGAAAGUAUAUCUGUGGUGUUUUUACAAAGACCUGGAUUUUCAUUAUCAGGUUCUGUUUUAAAAAGCAGAGUUGAUUAUUUUUUUUAACAUGUAACUUUCUCUCUUUAGGUACGUCCGACACAUUUCACUUUUAUAUUUAAAUGUGUAAAAUAAAUAAGUUUCUCUGAAAUCCUCUUGUACCAUAUUGGUUCAAAUAGUAUAUUAAAAAAAUCAGAGAAAAUG